CUCUCCCAAUUAGCUUUUCUGCGUUUAGGGUUUAAGGUCGACAAAAAUUGGUCUCACACCCAGUUUGAUCAUGGCGUCGGAGGGCAAACUGAAGAAACAGAAGACUGCGGAUACUCAUGCUGACAGAUUGAGUGCUUUGGGCGAUGAUUUGCUGCUUCAUAUACUCAGCCUCUUCGAACUUAAAGGCGCCGUGGGUACGAGCGCACUGUCAAGACGAUGGAGGUACCUUUGGACUCGUCUCACUCGUCUCGAUCUGGACGACAGCAGCUUCGUACAUCCCGCCGACGAUCGGGAAAUCGCAGAAAUCCGCAAGGCAGAGUUCGCAAACCUCGUGGUGCUGAGCGUGUUGAGACAAUGUGAAGACCACCGGCCGUUUCUGAAGAACUUCCGGCUCAGCUGCAAUGCGCCCGAGGAUCCUUUCUUGUCGAAAUCGUGGAUGGAGGCGGCCGCCGGUCCUCAAAUCGAGACGUUUGAAGUCGAUUUCGGCUGCUGCACGGAGAGUCUCUACGAUCUCAGCGACAGGGUUUUUGCUUUAGAGAAGCUUCGAGUUUUGAAGCUCCGCAAGGGUUUCCGGCUUGGUGUUGAUGAUGCUGCACACAUUUGGCUCCCAUGUCUCAAGGUAUUAGAACUUCGUGAAAUCUCAGGGUCUAGUUCUACGUUGCGCAGUCUCAUUUCUGGUUCUCCUGUUCUGGAGACACUAGGCAUUGAACGCUUUAGAACAUUGGAUGAUGCAACAACCGUUUACAUAGAAUCUUCGUCGCUGAAGAAUGUGAAGCUGAGGGGGUUGUUCAUGUUCGGUAAUGUCUUGCCGAGAAUCGUUGUUAAUGCACCAAGCCUUGUGCAUAUGGAUUUUCAUCCUUGGCACAAUCCGGGUGCUGAAUAUGUCGUCCAUGAGUUACCUUGCCUCGAAUCUGGUUACAUUGACCAUUGUGGUCGACUUGGAAUGCUUUCCCCGCUCAUUUUGCUCUUGAAUCGGAUUUCAAAUGCUAGAAAACUGCAGCUGACUGACUCAACAUUCCAGUCGGUUAAAUCGUGUUACCACUAUGAGCUACCACUGCCCUGGUUACAUAACUUGACUCAUUUGACAUUGGAAGUUACCGUGAUUGAUUGGAUCACCGUGUGUAGCUUACUAGAUCGCGCACCGAAUUUAGUAACUCUAGUCUUCGAGAAGUGUCCAAGCCCUGAGCCGCUGGAAGUUCUAUGGGACCCAUUGGAACCAGACCCUGAAUGCAUUCGUUCACGAAUUGAGGGUUUAGUGUCAAGAAUUGUUCUCACCCAGUCACCCAGAGUGAUCAUGGCGUCGGAGGACAAAUUGAAGAACACCGCGGAUACUCACGUUGACAGACUGAGUGUUUUGGGCGACGAUUUGCUGCUCCACAUACUCGGAUUCUUGGAACUGAAAGGCGCCGUGGGAACGAGCGCGCUGUCAAGAAGAUGGAGGUACCUUUGGACCCGUCUCACCAAUCUCCAUCUGGACGACUGCAGCUUCGUGCACUCCGACGCCGACUGGACAAUGGCGGAAACUAUGAACCCAGAGUUCGGAGACCUCGUGGAGAGCGUGUUGAGACAAUGCGAAGACCACCUGCCGUUUCUGAAGAAGUUCCGCCUCAGUUGCAACUCGCCCAAUGAUCUGAUGUUCGUGGGAUGGUGGAUGGAGGCGGUCACCGGUCCUCAGGUCGAGUCAUUUGAAGUCGAUUUCAGGUGGGGGAACUGUAUGUACCAUCCCUGCGAAAGGAUUUUUGCUAUGGAGAAGCUUCGAGUAUUGAAGCUCAACGACUGGUACAAAAAUGGUCGUUCCUCCGUCUGCGUGCUUUCCUAGGCUCAAGGUUUUGGAACUCUGGAGGGUCCAUGUGCUUCUCGAGGAUUGUCCCCAGUUCAUCGCAUGGCUUCGGGCGGUCAUUGGGCCUGAAAUCGAGAAGCUUUGCCUGAAAUUGAAAGUAAUGAAAGCAAUGGAGCCGGAGGUGAUUGAUUUGGGUGAAGCCGUUCCGUAGCGCACGUAAGCUUCAGGUGUUGAAGCUCUGCAAUGGUAUCCAGCUUGGUGUUGAUGCACCCAUUUGCCUUCCAUGUCUCAAGGUAUUAGCACUUUAUUUUGUAUCAGGGUUUGGUUCCACACUGCGCAGCAUCAUUUCCAGUUCUCCUGUUCUGGAGUCAUUAGUCAUUGAAUGCUUUAAAACAUUAGGCGAUGCAACAACCCUUUACAUAGAAUCUCCCUCGCUAAAGAAUGUGAAGCUGAGGAGGUUUUCGGUUGAGCGUCAUGCCUCGCGGAGAAUUGUUCUUAAUGCACCAAGUCUUGUGCGUAUGAAAGUUCUUCUUUACAAUGAUAUGGUGACUGAAUAUGACAUUCAUGAGCUACCUUGCCUUGAAUCUGGUUAUAUUGACUACUGUGGUCGAAGUCAACGGCUUGCCUCCCUUAUUAUGAUCUUGAAUCGGAUUUCAAAUGCUACAUCACUGCAUCUAACUGACUCAACAUUUCAGUCGAUUAUGCUGUGUUACCUCCAUCAGCUUCAACUGCCCGUGUUACAUAACUUGACUCACCUGACAACGGAAGUGAGUCUGAUUGACUGGGAAACCGUGUGUACCUUACUUGCUUGCACACCAAACUUGGUAACUCUGGUCUUUGAGAAGAGUCCAGGUCCUGAACCGUUGGAAGUUUUACGGGAGAACAUAUGGAAACCAGUCCCUGAAUGCCUUUAUUCACGAAUUGAAGUCAUAGAAAUCAAGGGUUUAGGUUCAGGGGUGACUUCAGUCCAGAAAGACUUGUUAAUGCACGUUCUAGAUGUUGCAUCUUGCUUAAAGAAGAUGAUUCUUCACUGUGCCAUUGACCAAGACACCAUUGGAGGGCUCUUACAUUCGUCCAAUGAAUCAGUUCCUACCCACGGAGAACAUGCGAUGCUGGCGAAUCUGGAAGAGUUAUUAGCUUGGCCGAGGUCAUCAAGUAAUUGUGAAGUUGAACUUUUAAGUUAUGUAGACGAUACCUUUAACUGAGCUUUGCAUGUGUACUGUUUGAUGUACUUUGGCUCAGAUUGAGUAUAUGUAUAUCAGUAUAUGAUCAGGACAUGACUUUAGUAACUGACCUCUUUGUCUGUGUUUUCUAAAGUGUAUUUUGCCUCGGAUGGAGUAAAUGUAUUGUAUGUUUUCGGUGCUGGUGAUAUUCUUUGGC
Linum tenue is the source of this 3160-nucleotide messenger RNA. NCBI's taxonomy places the organism in Eukaryota, Viridiplantae, Streptophyta, Magnoliopsida, Malpighiales, Linaceae. The record is from the annotation of a GenBank genome assembly.